AUGGAUGGACAAGGCCACAACAGACCGCCGCCACCCUCCGGCGACGUUCCCCAUUUGCCCAACUUCGCCGCCGACGCAGACCCCAAUCUCUAUCCCGAGCAGGUAGUGCAUCAACCACAGCCCGGUCGAUGCUACUGGGCCGAUCAAUACCGCGAGAUGGAGGAAACCACAGAUUUCGAGAAGCAAAGGAUCCCUUUAGGCACCAUCAAGAGGAUUAUGAUGGCUGACGAAGACGUGGAUAUAGUCUCCAACGAGGCGCCUGUGCUAUUGGCACGUGCCUGCGAGAUGUUCAUCCUCGAGCUCACCCACAAGGGAUGGGCUCACGCCGACCAGAGGUGUCGUCGGACUAUCAAAAAGGAAGAUAUCAUUGCUGCAGUGAACGAAACAGAUUAUUGUGACUUCCUUGUGCCUACAAUAACCACUGAGGAGCCCACGGAACCAGAUUCUUUUGAACUUGCUACUGGUCCGGCUGAUUUGCUGAGCUAG
Molecule: messenger RNA, 486 nt
Organism: Dendrobium catenatum
Lineage: Eukaryota; Viridiplantae; Streptophyta; Magnoliopsida; Asparagales; Orchidaceae
Product: nuclear transcription factor Y subunit C-6-like
Exons: 1
Coding region: 1-486 (161 amino acids)
Biological process (GO): regulation of DNA-templated transcription
Cellular component (GO): nucleus
Molecular function (GO): protein heterodimerization activity; DNA-binding transcription activator activity, RNA polymerase II-specific
Source: RefSeq, a predicted model, not a curated record